Molecule: messenger RNA, 1233 nt
Organism: Sus scrofa (pig)
Lineage: Eukaryota; Metazoa; Chordata; Mammalia; Artiodactyla; Suidae
Gene: NAGA
Product: alpha-N-acetylgalactosaminidase
Biological process (GO): oligosaccharide metabolic process; glycoside catabolic process
Cellular component (GO): cytoplasm
Molecular function (GO): alpha-galactosidase activity
Source: RefSeq, marked provisional
AUGUUGCUGAAGACAGUGCUCCUGCUGGCCUUGGUGGCCCAGGUGCUGAUGCUGGAGAAUGGACUCCUGCGGAAGCCACCCAUGGGCUGGCUGGCCUGGGAACGCUUCCGCUGCAACAUUGACUGUGACGAGGACCCAAAGAACUGCAUCAGCGAGCGGCUCUUCAUGGAGAUGGCCGACCGGCUGGCACAGGAUGGAUGGCGGGACCUGGGCUACGUGUACCUUAACAUCGAUGACUGCUGGAUUGGUGGACGUGAUGCCAAAGGCAACCUGAUGCCUGAUCCCAAGCGCUUCCCCCAUGGCAUUGCCUUCCUGGCUGACUACGCUCACUCCCUGGGCCUGAAGCUGGGCAUCUAUGAGGAUCUGGGCAGCUUCACCUGCAUGGGUUACCCGGGCACCACGCUAGACAAGGUGGUCCAGGAUGCGCAGACCUUUGCUGAGUGGAAGGUGGACAUGCUGAAGCUGGAUGGCUGCUUCUCGACCCACAAGGAACGGGCUGAGGGGUACCCCAAGAUGGCUGCUGCCCUGAAUGCCACAGGCCGCCCCAUCGCCUUCUCCUGCAGCUGGCCAGCCUACGAAGGGGGCCUCCCCCCCAGGGUGAACUACAGCCUGCUAGCGGACAUCUGCAACCUCUGGCGCAACUAUGACGACAUCCAGGACUCCUGGUGGAGCGUGCUCUCCAUCCUGGACUGGUUCGUGGCCCACCAGGACAUUCUGCAGCCAGUGGCAGGCCCCGGGCACUGGAAUGACCCAGACAUGCUGCUCAUUGGGAACUUUGGCCUCAGCUUCGAGCAAGCCCAGUCCCAGAUGGCCCUGUGGACAGUGCUGGCGGCUCCGCUCUUCAUGUCCACGGACCUGCGGACCAUCUCUGCCCAGAACGUGGACAUUCUGCAGAAUACGCUCAUGAUCAAGAUCAACCAGGAUCCCUUAGGCAUCCAGGGACGCAGGGUUCUCAAGGAGAAAUCCUUCAUCGACGUGUUCAUGCGACCCCUGGCCAAUGAGGCCUGCGCCUUGGUCUUCUUCAGCCGCAGGACGGACAUGCCUUAUCGCUACCACUGCUCCCUCGGCCGGCUGAACUUCGGCUCCAGAGUGUAUGAGGCCCAGAACGUCUACACGGGCGACAUCAUCAGUGGCCUCCACGUUACAACCAACUUCACGGUGACCGUCAACCCGUCGGGGGUGGUGAUGUGGUACCUGUACCCCAUCAAGACGCUGGGGACGCCCCCGCAGUGA